AAGAGCAGCGACUAGGAGCCAGCAGACACAUACUGAUACGCAGCAGCGACCGUUGGAGGAGAGGGGGGAAAAUAAUAAAUAAAAUACAGAGCACGACUUUCUGAAAGUACGAUUCUGUCGAAUGAAUACGUUCACCGUGUUUAAAGAGACCAAUGCAUACGAUAUAUUGGCUGUAGACGCGCCGUGCAGACACCCCGUCUGGUAACGUUAGCUAUAAACAGUGAAGCGGUGCAAAGGGAGGAGGACAGGAAAUAAAGGAGUUACCUGGAGGGUCUCCGUCAAUCCACAUUUCAGUUGGAGCGAGAGAAAAGGGGACGGAGGGAGAGAGGGAGAAAAGCAAAGAGGAGUGCGCGCCGCCUACUGCUCUCGGCAGCUGUUCCAGCAGCCCGUUUCCGUGUUUUGGCUGUUGUUUCAUUCCCGCGUUACUUUUUUGGAUGAAUCAAAUAAUAUUUUUAACUUUAAUGUGAGAUAUAACUGCUGUAAAAAAAGAAAAAAAAGAAGAAAAAAAGAAGAAGAAAAAGAAAGAAAGCAUUAUUACUAUCCAGAGAGUUUUAUUUUGUUCCAUUGUUAAUUUCCAAGGUUUUUUUGUUUGUUUCCUUCUUUUUUUUAAAUGUUCAUCAACCCGUUUCGGCUGUGAGUAGCAGGAGCUUCCUUUCUCCAAACGACAGUCGAACCCCCUUCCUUCUCUAGUUAGGACCUGAUAAACUGGUGUUCCUCAAGCACCUGAAACUGGCAGCUAUUCUCUUUGUGUCUGUGUGUUUGGGGAGCUCUGUGACCACAGCGUAACACCACUCAGCCUUCUAGUCACCUAAGCCUAACUAAAGCCAGCCAGCCCAAGUCUGGUCCAGCCCAGUCCGGCCUGCUCGGAUCAUCUGGACAGGAUACUCAGUUCCGUGUGGACGUGAGGAAUAUGACUGCUGAGACUCUUAACUUCGGCCCAGAAUGGCUCCGUGCACUGUCCAGUGGGGGGAGUGUGACUUCCCCCCCUCCUUCCCCCGCCAUGCCAAAGUACAAGCUGGCCGAGUACCGCUACGGCCGAGAGGAGAUGUUAGCACUUUAUAUCAAAGACAACAAGGUCCCAGAGGACAUGCAGGAUAAGGAGUUUGCUGCUAUUCUGCAAGACGAGCCCAUGCAGCCGCUGGCACUGGUGGCACUCACCGAGGAGGAGCAGAGGAACUUCUCCAUGUCUGUGAACAGUGUCGCUGUGCUGAGGCUCAUGGGAAAAGGGGUGGGCGGGGCCGCCCCAGCUGGAGUGGUCCGAGGACGAGGGGUUGCACGAGGCGGUCGAGGACGAGGUCGCGGUGAAGGUGGAUUCUACCAAAGAACUAUUGAGGAACCCGAGGUUGGUUUUGGACGAGGCGUCCGAGAGAUACACCGCAGCCAGAGCUGGGAUGACCGGGGUGAGCGCCGAUUCGAGAAGCCGGUGCGGCGGGAGGUGGGGCGACCCGGCUUUGAAGAGGCCGUAGCUCCCGUGGUUCCGGGGAGGAAGGAGUACACAAGGGCCGACAGCGAUAACUGGCGCAUUCUCCGGGAGGAGCAGCAGGAGGCGGAGGAGGCGGCGGGGGUGGAGCCGGUGCCGGUGCCCAACUGGAGACUGACUGGACUCCGCAGGGAUGUCCAGUUUGACACUGAUGGCAGCCCAUUUCUUUUGGGAUUGUCAGAUGGUGGUCCUCGCUCAGCAGGCUGGCGGGAGCAUCCCGGCCCGGGAGAGAGUCGUCGUCGGAAGUUCGAUUUCGACUUCCGGGACACCGAGGGGGGUCACGGCGUUGGGGGCCGCCGGCGAGCAGGCAGUGAGGGAUUAGAGGAUGACCGGUCCGGUCUGCCCGAGUGGUGUACGGACGAUGAGGACGGGGAGAUGGGCACGUUUGACUCCUCUGGGGCGUUCAUGACCAUGAAGACGGGUGGGAAGGAUGUCAUCCUGGAGGAGGAGUUUGAGUUCAAGGGCAUAGAGGAGGAAGAGGAGGAGAGGGAGGAGGAGGAGGACAUCUUCGCUGACAUCGAGAGGAACAGCGCUGAAGGAGACAAAGACAAGGAGAGUAAAGAAGCCGGCUCUGCUGUCGGGGAGGACGAGACGAAGCGAGCGUCUCCCUCCUCCUCUCCCCCCGCCCCCCGACACGGCUCCCCUCCGUGUCUGGAGGCGCGGCCCGGCAACGCCGGCCCGGUGGUGGACAACCUGCAGCUGACCAACAGCCACGCCGCCAUGACCAGCAGCACGGCCAGUGAAGUGUCAGACAUCGUCACGAUAGGGGGCUUCAAGUUCCAGCUGGGCUCCGGCGGCUCCACCUCCUCCAGUCUUCCUCCCCCACCCCCUUGCUCCGCGGCUCCUUUUCUCCCUCCACCUGGAGGAGACGCAGAGGACGAUGAGGGCAUGAAGCACCUGCAGCAGGAGGCAGAAAAGAUGGUGGCAUCACUGCAGGACACGUCUCUGGAGGAGGAGUGCUUCACCCAGGCUCUGCAGCAGCAGGACUGCAGGAACACGGCGGCCGCUCUGCCGCUGUCACACGAGGCCGCCAUGAAGUGGUUCUACAAGGACCCACAGGGAGAGAUCCAGGGUCCGUUCACCACCGUGGAGAUGUGCGAGUGGUUCCAGGCGGGCUACUUCACCAUGACCCUGCUCGUGAAGCGGGGCUGCGACGAGGGCUUCCAGCCCCUGGGCGACGUCAUUAAGAUGUGGGGCCGCGUGCCCUUCGCCCCGGGGCCCUCCCCGCCGCCCCUGCUGGCGAGACAGCCGCCACCGACGCAGCGCUCGCAGUCCGCCAGGGGCUCUGCCGGGACGGGGAGCCAGAGCUCCGCCAACGUCGAGGACGGGGAGGGGAGGAUGCAGAGGAGAGGGAAGAUUGAUCGACAGGUUACGGGAAAUCUGGACCAGGACCGCCUGAAAAAGCAACAGGAGCUUGCAGCAGCAGCUCUUUAUCAGCAGCUCCAACAGCAGCAGCUAUUCCAGCUCAUUAACAGGUGCAGUGAGCAGGGUAUAAUGCCUUCGAUGAACAGGUCGAUGUCUGUGCCAGAUACAGGGUCCAUGUGGGACAUGCAUACCUCAGCUUCACAGCCGUCAGGCGGUGAAGCCAGUCUUUGGGACAUAACAAUGAAUCCUUCUACUCAGGGUCCGACUCUCGAACAGCUUCAAAAGCUCCAGCAGGAGAGGCGAGACGCUGAACUCAGGGCAAAGCGUGAAGAGGAGGAGCAGCGUAAGAGGAGGGAAGAGAAGAGGAGGCUACAGGAGGAGCAGAAGAGGAGGGAGGAGGAGGAGCUCUUCAGACGCAAGCAGUGUCGUCAGCAGCAGGAGCUGAUCAUGAAGUUGCUCCAGCAGACCCCCCAGCAGCAGGGUCCCGGUGCCAGUAGCUCGGGCUGGAGCGGGUCUCCCUCCUCCGGGCUAUCCAAGUCCGGGAAGCCCCCGGCUCUGGCUCUGCUCGAAAUGCAGCAGGAGGCGGAGCGGCUCCUGAAGCAGCAGCAGCAGCAGAGAGCGCAGCAGCGAGAGCGCCACUCCGGCCUGUCGAUGGGGAGCCCCUCCAUGGGGGGCCAGUGGGCGGACGGAGUCAGCAUGUGGGGCGGGAGUAUGGAGGGCAAGGGCGGCAGCGUGAGCUCUUCGGGCGGCAUGGGCAUGUGGGACGAGGCUGUGAAGAACCAGACCGGCCUCCGCGGCAACAGCAACAACAACAUGGGCUUGAAGAACAGCCGCAGCAGCCCCUCACUCAGUGAGCAGUACAUGAUGCGUCGCAAGAGGACGGAGGAGGAGGAGAAGCUGCUGAAGCUGCUGCAGGGCAUGAAGCCUCAGGACGGCUUCACAACCUGGUGUGAGCAGAUGCUUCACGCUCUCAACACCUCUGCCAACAACUCCUCCUCCUCUCUGGACGUUGCCACAAUUGUGGCAUACCUGAAGGAGGUGGAGUCUCCCUAUGCAGUGCUGGACUUCAUCCGGUCCUACCUAGGGGACACAGUGGAAGCCAAAGAGUUCGCCAAACAGUUUCUGGAGCGACGUGCCAAACAGAAAGCCAACCAACAGAGACAGCAGCAGCAGUUAUCAAAGGAAGUGGCUGGAUUGAACAUGAACUUCCCUCUGCAGGACUCCAUGCGUGGCAUGAACCCAAGCACCCUGCAGUCCAUGUUUCAAGCCAACCACAUGGGCAAGUCUGGUCUCUAUGACAACCAGGGGGGAAAGAUGAAGAAGAAACAGCCCAUGAUGCUGCACUCUGACCCCAGCAUCUUAGGGUACUCAUUCCACAACGCGGGCGAGUGUCUGAGCCUGAAUGAGAUGGAGAUGGUGGAGGAUUACUGAUGUGACGCAGCGCAGCAGCAAUAGCUACCUGAGGCCUUCUGUCUUUUAAUCAGACAAACCUGAUGACGAAUGUGCACUGCUGGGGGACCUGGGGGUGGGGGGGGGGGGGUCGCGUGGAUAGGAAGGGAGCGAGCGUGAGGGGAGGUGCAGCGGGGAGGCGCCUGGAUCUGCGCCUUCCACUCUUUCCUUCUCUCUGGCAAGACAGAUAAAAGGGCUCCCUGCUGCACCACUUGAGCGGGGGGGAGGAGGAGGAGGAGGAGGAGGGGGGGUGAUGUUAAAAAGGAAGAUGGGUAUCCUCUGGCACUCAAAAGAUUAAGCACCUUAUAUUGAACUAAUGCACUUUAUUGAGAUGGGAUUUGAAUAUUUUUUUGUUCUGUUGACGUGUGAAUGCGAGCGUGUCGGGAAUCGGUGCGCACAACCAGUGCGUGUCCACACCCACUGCGUGGGAACUGGAAGGGGGCGGUGAGGCAGUGGGCGGGGCGACCGGUCGGGCGGUGAGGUUUUCAAAGUCAGGGGGACCUUUUAGUUGAAACCUUAUCGGAGAGCAAAUCCUUUCUCGAAAGACAAACACUGUUGAUAUUUCUCUUGUUUAGCAUUUUUUUUACAUUUAUAUAAAAAGUAAAGCUAUUGAAAAAUGGAUGAUAAAAAAACUUGAAGAUUUGCACUUGCCUAAAAAAAGAAUAACAAAAACAACAAAAAAAUCAAACGAAUGGGGUUAGUUCUAGAAGUGACUAUUUGUGUGAAUGUGUGCGAUGGUGUGCGUCAGUGACGUACCCGUCUGCACAAGUAUUCUUUUUGUCAUUCUUUUGUUGCUUACCGAGAUGUAUGAAACAUAAGAGGCCAUUUUUGUCUUUUUUUUUGUUCAGAUGGUAAUUUUGUAUUCUCAUGUUAAGAGUGUGUGUGUGUGUGUGUGUGUGUGUGUGUGUGUGUGUGUGUGUGUGUGUGUGUGUGUGUGUGUGUGUGUGUCCCUUCUCCAAACAGGGACUUGAUCUGUGUGUGUGUGUGUGUGACGAGAGAUGUUUUGAAUGAAUGAAUGAGACAGAGAGAGAGAGAGAGGGCAAUUGCACAACACAUCCUUUCUCUCACCAGCUCUUCAUCCCCAGAUAGACGAAAUAGAAAUGCAUACAUUUGUAAAUGUUAGCUUUGCGCUCAUCACGUGAUGACCACCACUAGUUUAUUUCCCUUAGCCCCUCCCCCACGGGGAGCUGUCUAGACCUGUGAGGACUAGCAGGCGGGGCGAAUCAUGAGGGACAUUACUGUGUGCAUCGGAAUGAGACUGCGUGUGUGUGUGUGUGUGUGUGUGUGUGUGAGGGUGCAUGUUCAUUUUUCUCUUCAUAGAAAUGAGUUUAAGACUUACAGGUACUCAUUUUUUGAAUACAUGCUGUUUUUGUAUGCGUAUGAAUGCACAUUUGUGCCUAAGAACUUGGAUCGGGUGCGUGGCCAUUGAGACAUUAACUCUUCUUUCGAGAGCGAGUGUGACGUGCGUCAGUGCUCAGCACAGUGUAUGUAAAGUAUGCGGGGUUUAUAUAUCGUAGAUAUUUCUAGUUCGGUCUAGGGGUGAUCCAUCGGAAGGUUAGUCCAGUCUGUCGUCCGGGGGUGCGAUCACGUUGCCUUUUGUCAGCUCUCGAACUUGUGAAUGAAAGACGUCGAGUUGCUGACUGAAAAGAAAAUACAAAACAGCAUCUUAAUGUGCACGAGCACAGAGCGGUGCAUGACAUGUGAGCAUAUUGUGUUACUUAUUCGUUGUUGCAAUUUGAUAAUGACGAGUUUUCUUUUUUUAAUGAAAAAUAUAUAUGAAUAUAUACAUUAUAUACAAAGUUUAAAAAGUAUUUCGACUAAGAUAAUGAGCACUUGGGGCUGCUAUUUUUUUGUUCGUGUGUUUAAAUUUUUUUUUCUUAAUUUUUUUGUUCUCAUUUUAUUUUCAUUAUCGCCAUGUGAAGUGUGUAUUACUUCUUAAGAAAAUAUUGAAUGUAUUCCAAAAAAAUGACAAGAAACCCGUGCUGAUUGAUACCAGAUUUUCAUUUUUUUUUCUCAGAAGAUUUUUAUAAAAAAAAUAGAAACAUACAAAAAAGCUUCAAAGAAUUCAGCGAGAACUUUAAAAAAAAAAAAAAUGACAUUGGGGAAAAAAGAAGAAGAAGAAGAAACAAACUCUGGAUGGAUACAGUUGAACACACUGCCUCUACAAUCCUGGUCGGACAAAUGGUGACUAAGAAUUCAAAGAAAGGAUCUUUCUAUUCCGUACUGGAGCUUUGGUUGUUUACAAACCACAUGGAUCUCUGUGGGUGCAGUUUUUAUUUUCAUUUUUCUUUCCCACAUAAGACAGGUGGGGUUUGCAAGUGCGCUUCUGCCAUAUGGACAUUGAGUGGUGUUUUAUUUUUUUUAUUCUUGAGGAAGAGUGGCAGGUGUCACAAGACCACGGAUAAGAGCCCCUAACCGGACCUUCUCUUGUGUGGUUGUGGAUCCUGAGACUUGAUCAACCAAUGGAGCCGAGGCGGGAAAAUCAAGGAUGGGCUCUGUUGUUGUUUUUGUUGUUGUUGUGGAGAACGGAGUGCAGAGCUGCAUUAACCCUUGAGGGAACUGAGGGCGACACGAGUUCCCCUCGACCCUCGCGAGCGCUCACACCCUGCCAACUCACCGACUCACCUAUGCACUUUUGUUCAUUCAAGCUGUGAGGUACCAUUCUGGGGAUGGGAGCACAAAUUACAACGGGAGGAUCGCUACGACUUUGACAAAGUCACCGAUGACGAUACCCCCCCCCCCCCCCCCAACUGAAAUAAGAGACUCGGGGGAGGGGGGGGGGGCGCGUCUCCUCCCACCUCCCGUCUGUAUAUAACCAUAUUUUUGUAUUAUCUUUCAGAGCAGAACGAAAAAAAAAUGUGCAAAUGAUGAAGGAAGAAUUCACGAGACGUUGAUUAUAUGGAGCGAAUGUCCUUCGAGGAAAGAAAAAAAAAACAAUCUUUUUGAAUAUAGUUUGAGAUAGACUCACUGUGAGUUUCCCUUUAGUUUGCCAGUAACCCUGAAAUAAUCGGGGACGGAAGGGAGAUUUAAAAAUAGAAAAUUAAAAAAAAGAAAGAGGACUGAGGCGUCGGGCGUGCUUCAGCGGCUCCAAGACUGACUGAUAGUUAAUUAUCAAAACGGAAGCUGCGGUCGCGACCAAAAGCCCGGCCCAGAGUGUUUUGAUCAAGAUGCACAGGGGGGAGGCGGCGUGGGGUUGAAGAGCUUUUGGCGAGGAAGCUUCCACUUCCUCUCCCGACCCGACGGCCGCCUCGAGUGACAGCCGGGGAAGAAGCUUUGGCGAUGGAGUCUGGCUGUGCUUCAUCUGCUGCCGUGCGCGAGGACGAUCUGACCUACAGCCAACCAGUUGACCCCGAACCUAUCGUUCGAACUUCAACCCGGCGGAACUUUUCUGUCUCGACCUCGGACCGGACCGGCCAUCGGCAUCAUCAGUUUGGAUAGUUACCGGAUGACGUCAGCGGGUCCACCAACCACGGAUUUGAGAGUUCAUCGAGUAGGAGGAGAGAGAAUCAUCCCGCCGCCGCCAUCUGGGCCUGAAACACUUUCGGGUGGCCGUGUGGACGACGUCACCCCCCCCCCCCCCUCCCCGAGAUGUCCGAGACUUGAGAGCGGGGAGGGAUUUGGGUUUUGGUGGACGUGGCUGGAUUACAUCACCAGAAGCCUCCGGCGGCUGUGGGACCGGAGGAACUGAAAGAAUUGUACAAACAGACAUUGAACCGUGACGAAACACACACACCCGCAGCGACAUGCCACAGAUUCCACAUUUCAAAAGGAGUUACAGACACACACACACACACACACAGGGCAAAAGCAUCGUACACUCAGUUAGUGGCUCUCCUGUGGAACCACGUCUCAUACAUAACAGGGCUACACCGAUAUCAAAUCACACACGCGCGUCAAUAUAAACGCUGAGCUGUGUAAAUAAUGUAAAUGUUUGUGUUUUGAUUUCUCCUCGUAGUGGUUUUGCUUUAUUUCUCUGUUAAAACAUGCCUUAAAUUGUAUAGUUCAGUCCUGAACGGCGGCGAACUGAAAGUGUCCGUUAAAUUUAAGUUGGAAACCACCUCCCGAACCGUCUCAAGUGAAAAAGACGGGGAGCUUUCGACAAGUCUGUUUACUGCAGGCGAACGGGACCGGCAGGAAGCGGCCUCCGCCUGGGCUGAUUUUGCCAGUGAGCUUUUGUUGCCCUUUUGGUUUCUUUAGUUUUGGUUUCUUUGGUUUUGUUCAGAUUUCCUGUUUGAUUGUUGCUGAAGCUGCAGGCCGGAGGGCCGGAGCUGAGCUGACAGGGAGACUCGAAGUGGUGCCGCUCUACGUGAAACUAAACCAGAGCGACGGGAUACAAAUUGGGGCUUUUUGGUUGUCGUUCUUUUUUUCCUUUUCUUUUCACACUCCGGGGGGACUUGAAUGUCUUAGAAGCAAAUAGGUACUUUUUUUAAAAACUUUUUUUUUUACAGUUUUGAGAUGUCCGAUCCGGCCUUUCGGAAGCAUGCUUUGUAGUAUCUGUGGGUUUGGACACUAAACCUUUUGAGCCGGGGUCAAGCGUGCUGCAGCCUUGCCGGUGCGCCGGGUCGUGCUGUCGCCUGCUGGCCGUUAGUGGUAGUGCUGAAUAGAUGAGUUGACCAGUCGGUCGGGUUUCAUCUUAAAAGUCGACGUCCUGAACAUUUUGGAAAGUGUCUUGUUCCACGUAUAUAAUUGUUUUGAGAGAUGAAUGCUUUUAGUCAACCAGUUUAUUUUUGUAUCGCCGAUAUCUGAACAAUAUGCAGUUUUUAAUCCAAAUGACGGCUGAUAUUCAAUGAAUAUCUUCCAUCUUAGACGUGGAGUACACUUGUACAUUUGUUUGGCUGGGGUUCUGGUGGAUCGGUACCGGCCACAGCCGACUGAACUGAAGUAGCAACAGAAGACUCCAGUACGUCUUAACUGUCGAAUGUACUACGUUUAAUGUUGUGAUCAGUUGCCAAAACAUUGAAUAUACUAUCAAGUCUCUUAUUGGUGAAUAUCUUUAAAGGAUCCCUAUGUUUGACAUUUUUAAUAAGCUGAUGUUGCGUAGUGUUAGUUUGUGGUCAAUCGGUCUGUCAGUCUUAGUAAAGUAAAACAAGGGUGUUUGCAGUUAAUUUGCACUACACAUGCUUUUAUGAUCAGAUAAAUGGCAAUGUUGUGUUGUCCAAAAAGCCCCGGAUGUUUGUUUGCCGUCUUAGAAAAGAUCCCGUCACGGCCCGUCCACUCAAGGUCAUCUGGUUUAUUUUACUAAAUGUGGUUCCAACAAUAUCGCCCGAAAUGACAAUGCAAUUUGUAUCCCUGUCAGCUCAGCUCCUUCGCCUAAUAAGUCUUUGAAUGUUGUUAAAAAAUAACAGCAUCAUAAAACUGUUUAGGAAAAGAACAACUGAAAGAUGUGUAAAUAGUUUGGCUUUUUUGUUUUCUUUUGUUUUGUUUGAAGAACAAAAUAAAUACUAAAUAAAUAGCAUUUAGCAGUGA
Molecule: messenger RNA, 9760 nt
Organism: Pseudoliparis swirei
Lineage: Eukaryota; Metazoa; Chordata; Actinopteri; Perciformes; Liparidae
Gene: gigyf1a
Product: GRB10 interacting GYF protein 1a
Exons: 26
Coding region: 911-4276 (1121 amino acids)
Biological process (GO): insulin-like growth factor receptor signaling pathway
Molecular function (GO): protein binding
Source: RefSeq, a predicted model, not a curated record